Molecule: messenger RNA, 2538 nt
Organism: Pseudophryne corroboree (corroboree frog)
Lineage: Eukaryota; Metazoa; Chordata; Amphibia; Anura; Myobatrachidae
Gene: SETDB2
Product: SET domain bifurcated histone lysine methyltransferase 2
Exons: 11
Coding region: 1-2202 (733 amino acids)
Biological process (GO): heterochromatin organization; negative regulation of gene expression
Cellular component (GO): nucleus
Molecular function (GO): protein binding; histone H3K9 methyltransferase activity; zinc ion binding
Source: RefSeq, a predicted model, not a curated record
AUGACAUGGCGUCUCAACGAUUCCCUCCUACACAACCCUGAGAUAAACUCUCACCUCCAAAACAUGAUCUCUGAUUACUUCGCCUUAAAUGACCAUCCCGACAUUUCUAGGUCCACCCUCUGGCUGGCACACAAGGCUGUCCUUCGAGGGCACCUCAUUAGCCUUGCCUCAAAAGCCAAAAAACAAACCCUCUCCCAAUACAAUAGACUCUCCAUUAAACUCCAUGCACUCGAGACCCUACACAAGGCGUCUUCCGACCCGACGGUCUUGUCCGAACUCCGCACCAUUAAGGCGGAACUUGAUCUUCUUCUCACUACACGGGUGGCCAAGCGUCUUAAGAACUCUCUCAACCAACUUGUUCAAGACCCCAUAGCCAUUAGAGCCGCUUUUCAAUCUUACUAUACUGAUUUAUACAACCUCCCGCCUCCCCCACCGGGUGACCCCUCCCAACCCCACGCUGACCUCAUUUCCCACUUUCUCUCUGCUUCCAAACUACCCAGACUACCCCAGGACGCAUUGGACUCCCUCAACAGGGAGAUCACGGUGGAGGAGAUCGCCCAGACUAUCCUCAUGCAAAAAACUGGCAAAUCCCCGGGCCCGGACGGGUUUACGGCUCUGUACUACAAAAAAUUCUCUGCCCUUCUCUCCCCACACCUGCAUUCUCUCUUUAAUGGGGUUGUCCAGGGCGACCUCUUUCCCCCUGAGAUGCUAGAGGCCAGAAUAGUGGUGAUUCCCAAAGAAGGCAAAGACCCCCUUAACUGCGCCAGCUACCGCCCCAUAUCCCUCCUGAACCUAGACCUUAAAAUUUUUGCCAAGAUCCUGGCCACCCGUCUUAACCCAUACCUCCCUUCCCUAGUUCACUACGAUCAAAGUCAGGCUGUUGCUCAGGAAUCUGACAUAAGCAGAGAUGUGGAAUCGGUGCCAGUCUCAUUCUGCAAUGAGAUCGAUAACACCAGACCAUCUCCUUUUGCAUACAGGAAGUCCCCUUGGCCACGUGGAUACUCCAUCAAUAAUUUCACAGACUUGUUUAUUGGAUGCUGUGACUGCACUGAUGGCUGCUUAGAUGUCUCCACAUGUGCAUGUUUGCAGCUGACAGCCAGAGCUUGUAAUACAAGUGUUACCUCACCAAAAAAUGGCAAAAUACCAGGUUAUACGUAUAAACGACUCCGAACACCUAUCCCUACUGGACUGUAUGAAUGUAACGUAUCUUGUAAAUGUGACCGAAAGAUGUGUCAAAACCGGGUUGUACAGCAUGGACUUCAGGUGCGACUCCAGGUGUACAAAACAAAAGAGAAAGGCUUUGGGGUGCGCUGCCUGGAUGAUCUAGACAAAGGAACAUUUGUGUGCAUCUAUGCAGGUCGGAUUUUCAUGAAAUCUUUCAAUGCAAACACUGAGCAGGAUUCUAAUGUAUGUGUGAUGCCAGCAGAUGGAAAUAAGACCAUUUCCAUCAAGUCUAAACGAAGGCGCGUUUCUCACUCCGAUUCUGAGAUUACUAUUAUACCCUCCAUUUCUACCAGCGACCAGAAGCUCAGGGUUUCUCCAUCAAAAUCAGGCUUUGUCGGACUACAAAUGAAAAGGAAAACAGUAUGCAUUGCCAAAGGUGGGAAUUUAGACUUUACAUCCAUUAAGAGACCUAAAACAAAGACCUCCAUGCUGCAGAAACGUAGACGGCAACUAAUGGAAGAGGGAGCAGUGACGUUACAGCACAGUUCAGAUGAUGAGCGUUCCACACCUCCUGGUACUCCUAAACAUUUGCACUUCAGUGACUCAGGGGAUAAACAGGACUAUGGCGAAAGUAAGAGAACGGUACACACAGCUGGGGACGGAGGCACAGUACAAACCGAUGAGGCUGGUUACGUGUCUGAUGAGAGCUGCUCAUCUGCCCAACUUGGUGUUUGCCCUCCGAAACAGGCUGUGUCUCUUGGUCCAAGUUUAGAUGAGUGUACUUGUAUCUUAGAUGCUUCAAAAGAAGGAAACGUUGCCCGAUUUUUUAAUCAUAGCUGUUCUCCAAACCUGUUUGUGCAGCAAGUAUUUGUAGAAACCCAUUGUAAAAGCUUCCCGUGGGUAGCAUUUUUCACCAAAAGCUUUCUAAAAGCCGGUACUGAGUUAACUUGGGAAUAUAACUACCAAAUUGGAAGUGCUCCUGAAAAUGAAAUUCCUUGCUUGUGUGGUAUGAAAGCCUGCAAAAGUAUAACUAUAUGACGGAGAUAUCUUGUAACAGAUGUUACAAAAUAUUGUCCUGUAAAUACUUUUUUUUUUUUCUCUUUGUUUUCAUUUUGUGAUAAACUUUCCUAUUUCACUUUUAGAUACCUAUAAGUGUGUAAUUUAUUCAUUUCUUUUUUGUGUCUUCUGUCAUUUUUUUGUGUGAACUAAAAAGAAAGCAAACAGUAUUUUAUAAAAAAUAUAUAUCAUGUUUGCAUCUCCAUCAUGAAUAUAAAUUGUCAUCAUUAAUCAUGCACAAAGCAUUACAGAUAAUCUAACAUGCAGUGUAAUUGUCCGUUUAUGCAAUGCUUUAUAUUAAAAAAGGACUUGAAUAAA